GGCCUACCCUCACCCAUCUUCCUGCCCUAUACUCUAUUUCCAGAUGAAAAACACCGCCUCUGCAGUUUCAUUUCGUAGCCCGAAAACAUUUGGAUCAUCAGAUUUCAGGCACAACUACCUGUCCCUUUUCACCAUUACCUUCUUUUUCUAAAACAAGUAACGCAAUUGAUAAGUUGCGAAAUUCCACCUUUCUAUAACUAUCCUGCUCCUCCAGUCCUCCUGGAACCUCGAAAGCCAUUCCCUUUGCCGAUCCUCAUCAGUUUUUGGGUUCGUCAUUCGAGUUCUGAGCAUUCCUUUCAGCUAUUUUCAGAACUCUCCUUUCCGUUCAUCAGCUUGCUCAUAUGGUUGCUGAAUUCGGAGACUCUGCCGCAAUGGACAGCAACAACACCAAUGGCGACGCGUUCCAGCUGAGAGUGAAGCAAGGAGAGCCAACUCUGGUUCCCCCUGCGGUUGAAACUGAGAAGGGUUUGUACUUCCUCUCGAACCUCGAUCAGAACAUUGCGGUGACUGUUCGUACUAUUUACUGCUUCAAGUCGGAUGCAAAGGGAAAUGAUAAGGCAGGGGAAGUGAUCAAGGAUGCUUUGAAGAAGGUUCUUGUCCACUACUACCCUCUCGCCGGACGAUUAGCAAUCAGCGCGGAGGGAAAGCUCAUUGUGGAUUGCACCGGGGAAGGAGCUGUUUUCGUUGAGGCUGAAGCAGAUUGCGCGAUAGAAGAGAUUGGAGACAUAACAAAGCCGGACCCCGAGACUCUUGGGAAGCUGGUUUAUGAUGUUCCUGGUGCAAAGAACAUGCUGGAGAUUCCUCCUCUGGUGGCUCAGGUGACUAAAUUCAAAUGUGGAGGAUUUGCUCUUGGCCUGUGCAUGAAUCAUUGUAUGUUUGAUGGCAUUGGCGCUAUGGAAUUCGUGAACUCGUGGGCUAAAAUCGCCAGAGGUUUACAAUUGACAGAUCCUCCGUUUUUAGACAGAAGCAUACUCAAAGCGCGAAACCCACCUAAGAUAGAGUACCUGCAUCAAGAAUUCUCAGAGAUUACUGGCACUUCUAGCACCAACAAUGACCUUUGUGAUGAAAAAAUGUUGUACAGAUCCUUCUGUUUCAACAGUGAGAAGCUUGAAAAACUCAAAACGAAGGCCAGGGAAGACGGGGCGCUUGAAAAUUGCACUACAUUCGAAGCCCUCUCUGCAUUUGUGUGGAAAGCUCGGACCAGAGCGCUAAAUAUGCUGCCUGAACAACAAAUAAAGCUCAUGUUUGCUGUUGACGGGAGGCCUAAAUUCAGCCCGCCGCUGCCAAAAUGGUACUUUGGCAACGGCAUUGUGCUGACAAAUUCCAUCUGCCAGGCAGGUGACUUGCUGGACAAGCCACUGUCAAAUGCAGUCGGACUAGUUCAAGAUGCAAUCAAGAUGGUCACUGACAGUUACAUGAGAUCUGCCAUAGAUUAUUUCGAGCUGACGCGAGCCAGGCCUUCGUUGGCCUCCACACUCUUGAUCACGACUUGGUCUAGGCUGUCGUUCUACACGACUGAUUUUGGUUGGGGAGAGCCUGUGCUGUCGGGCCCGGUGGCAUUGCCGGAGAAGGAAGUGAUCUUGUUCCUUUCUAAUGGAACAGAAAAGAAGAACAUAAACGUGCUUCUGGGGCUUCCAGCUUCUGCCAUGAAUGUCUUUGAAGAACUGAUGAAUGUCUAGAGAUCCAACAACAGCAGCAUGAAAUUGUUUUUUCGUAUUAAAGCUCGUGUAUUUCGAAAUUAUUGUCACUUGUUGUAAUCUUAUUAUUAUUCGUUUGUGUAGUGCUGCUAAACUUUAUGUAAACAGUCAGCGAGAUUGCUGAUGGUCAUUGGGUGUAUUUUAUUUGUGGAAGCAUAAAUUAAUGAUGGUAAAUUUAUCAUAUUUUGCUUAUGUU
This is a messenger RNA of Malus domestica (apple), 1893 nucleotides long. Its product is annotated as omega-hydroxypalmitate O-feruloyl transferase-like. Lineage: Eukaryota; Viridiplantae; Streptophyta; Magnoliopsida; Rosales; Rosaceae. Gene Ontology annotation, molecular function: acyltransferase activity, transferring groups other than amino-acyl groups. The record is from RefSeq and is a predicted model, not a curated record.